UGUAAGAAUCCCCUGAAACCAUCGAAUAGAAAACGGAGCAGGUUAUAUCAAAGUUUAAAGGUGGGUUGCCACACACGCACUUUUUGGGCACGACGUGGCACGAGGUGAGUGCGUACCCAGUGCGAGCCAACUCGUGUCCAAGAGCGCGCCAGUUCGUGCAGAACGCGUGCCACAAAGUCGGAGAAGUCGAGGCAGGGUCGCACGAAGGCGCGUCAAUUUAAAAAAGUUUAAUAUUUUCCCCCGACGUUGUACGCAAUGGCGACUUCGGGCCCACCUCGUGCCAUCACCUCGUGACGCCUCGUCCCCUGUGCGAGCCACCGCGCGCCCAUGUGCACGACGUCGAGCAUGGCGCGCAGUGGCGCUACUGUGCCACCAGGGCGCGAGGUGUCACGAGGCGUGGUGCGAGGUGGAACGAGGUGUGUGCGAGGUGGGCACGAAGUUAGCGCGAGGCGGGCACGAAGUUAGCGCGAGGUGGAUAGUUCCACCUCUUUGAGUAUCCUUCGGCAACUUGAUUCCAUUCUUCUGGGGUUCUUGGGCACUUGAGCACCUCAGGUUUGUAGAUGUCAAUGAUGGCCUGGCAGACUUUAAGGUGGGUUGCCACACACGCACUUUUUGGGCACGACGUGGCACGAGGUGAGUGCGUACCCAGUGCGAGCCAACUCGUGUCCAAGAGCGCGCCAGUUCGUGCAGAACGCGUGCCACAAAGUCGGAGAAGUCGAGGCAGGGUCGCACGAAGGCGCGUCAAUUUAAAAAAGUUUAAUAUUUUCCCCCGACGUUGUACGCAAUGGCGACUUCGGGCCCACCUCGUGCCAUCACCUCGUGACGCCUCGUCCCCUGUGCGAGCCACCGCGCGCCCAUGUGCACGACGUCGAGCAUGGCGCGCAGUGGCGCUACUUCGUGCCACCAGGGCGCGAGGUGUCACGAGGCGUGGUGCGAGGUGGAACGAGGUGUGUGCGAGGUGGGCACGAAGUUAGCGCGAGGCGGGCACGAAGUUAGCGCGAGGUGGACGCGAGCUGUCUGGCUAACGGCCUCCCAAGGGACCGGAUCGAAGGGGUAUAUAUAAAGGACCCGUGGGCCCCAACGUCACUUAUCUCGCAAACACCGCCAGAAGAGGAACCCUCCCAACUCCAGCCAACCUCACCACCAAGAUGCCCAAGAACGCCAAGCAGCCAGCACCACAGCAAGAGUUGUCCCCGAGUCUGCAGGAGGAAGGAAGUGGUGAUGUCCCUGCUGAUGAGGUUCCUGACGACACCGACGUUCCUGAUGUGGAAGACGUGGCGACCGUACAAGCUGUUGCUGGGCCCUCCAUGAAACGCACUCGGCCAUCCAAGAAAGACGUCAAGGACUAUCCCUUCACCGACGACCAACUGAGGGAGAUUGCAAACUUCGUACAGUCGCAUCCAGAGCUGUACGACAAGCGCAACGAGAAGUGGCUGAAUCCGUCGUGGAAGCUGAGCCUGUGGAUGGAGCUGGCCCGAAACUUCAGUGACUGUUCACACCUGCAGGUGAAGAAGUUGGUGGAGAAGAAGGUUUGGGGCUUCCUGGCAGGUCACAUCGCCCACGAAACUACGCACCCUAGUGAAGACUUCGGCAGACAAUGGGACGACCCAGAAUCCUCCAGCCAGGAGUCUGUCCUAUCGGCCCACUCACUUGCCAGGAGGAAGAGGAAGAAGGAACGCCAGGAGGAGGACCUAUCCAGCCCACGAUCCACCAAAGGUUCCCCGGAGAGAAGUGCCAUCCAAGAACUACUACAGAGUGCACAGCUCCUAGCAACACGGAAACCACCACUUGAGGGACCUGCGGCAGACGUCCGGCAGUUCGUGGAGUUCAUGUACACCCGCCUGAUGAAGGUUUCCCCCAUGCAUCAUGGUGUACUCUUCGCCAAGAUCAACUACAUGAUCAGCCUCAUGGAGGAACCGGUGAUGGGAAGGAGUGCCAUAAAAGACCCAAGGAGAUUGCUGGAUGCUGUGCCCAUGCCAGUAGGAGUUCCGGGCCCAUCGCAGCAGUGGCAGCCUCCUGCACCACCUACUGUCGCUCCUGCUCCACCUCCUCCUCCUCCUCCUCCAGUGUAUCAUCAGCCGCAGUACCAGCAGCCACACUAUGCGCAGCCCCACUACCUACAACAACAGUACCAGCAGCCUCAACAACAACAGUACCAGCAUCCUCAACAACAACAGUACCAGCAGCCUCAACAACAACAGUACCAGCAGCCUCAACAAUCUGAACAGCAACAGUUCCCGCAGCAGCCACAGCAGCAGCAGGUGCCCACCCCACUACAGUGGGAACAGAUACUCGGCUGUACAGCGUCCCCCAUCAAGACCAAACUCCAGCCCCAGAAGACGAAGUCACCGGCGAAGAAGGCCAUCAUGUCCCCCAUGAUCGAGACGCCCAGGGCCUACGAGGCGGAGGAUAGCGACGAGUGAAGAGAUAAUAAACAUGUAACAUAUGUAUUGUGUAUAACCUAAUGUGAAAAUGUAUUAAAUAAAUGUGUAAAACAACAAAUAUAUUUCUACCCUAUUCAUUUACAAUAUAAGUGUAAAUAUAAAAUACUAAAUAUAACAAAGAUAUUGUAAACUACAAACUGAAAAUAAAUAAGUGAGACAUAAAUGGUUACAGAGGAAAGAGAUAUAAUAAAACAUGGAAAUAUGAGAAAUGACAUAAACAUUGACGAAUGGAAAUGAUAAAAGAUAACAGAAAAUAAUGAAGGGUUGGUAAUAAACAACUUGGAUAAUAAUAACUGAAUAUAUAAAUAAGGUAUUGAAAUAAUAACUUACAGAGGAAAAAGAUAUAAUAAAACAUGUAAAUAUGAAAAAUUAACUAAACAUUGAGGAAUGGAGAUUAUAACAGAUACAAGGAAAUAGUAGUUGUUGUAG
Messenger RNA from Portunus trituberculatus (swimming crab), 2873 nucleotides. RefSeq names its product DNA translocase FtsK-like. The coding region runs from base 1149 to 2423 and encodes 424 amino acids. Lineage: Eukaryota; Metazoa; Arthropoda; Malacostraca; Decapoda; Portunidae. The transcript is spliced from 2 exons. The record is from RefSeq and is a predicted model, not a curated record.